CCAAUGGUGUUCCAAUGAGGUUAUUUUGAGGGGCUUGUGUUAUCAGCUGUUGUCUUGAGUCCUGUUGGACCCUCCUCACUCCUCUCUUUCUCUCGGCUGAAACUGUGGACUGGCUGUCUCAUUGUCCUCCUUUUCCAGUUGAACUGAACAGUCGCAUAUGCGAUGAUGGAGGGCAGUGGCCAGACCUCUGAAAACACCAAUGAACAAGUCAAUGGCACCGAGGAGCAGCCAACAGACCCCAUGGAGGUCUUCAGCAGGCAGCUAGAAGAUAUAAUUAACACCUAUGGCUCAGCAUCCAGCUUGAUGGAGGAGCAGAUUUCCAUCCUGGAGACUAAGGAGAGAGUGGAGGAGGAGGAGUCAAAAGCUGAUGAAGAGGCUGCUCCCAAAGAAGCUGAAGCCAGCCAAAUGAAAGAGCAGAAGACUGAUAAAAAACUCCUCAAGGGCCUGGGUAAAGAGGCCACAUCCUUAUUGCAAAGUCUGAACAAGCUCAGCUCACCAGAAGAUAAAGUGGAAAUGGUGUUGAAGAAAUACACAGAGCUGGUGGAAGAACACAGAUCUGAGAAGAAACAGCUGGAGCAGCUUCUGCAGAGGCAGGGUCUUCUGGUCAAGCAGAGAGAUCAGCUCCAGUUUGAGCACAGCCGUGCCAUCCUGGCCCGCAGCAAGCUGGAGUUGCUCUGCAGAGAGCUCCAGAGACAUAACAGGACACUGAAGGAGGAGAGUCUGCAAAGGCUGCAGGAGGAUGACUUGAAGCGGAAGGAGCUCACCACUCAUUUUCAGAGCACGCUAGUGGACAUCCAGGCUCAGAUCGAGCAGCACAGUAGCCGCAACAACAAGCUGUGCCAUGAGAACAGCGAGCUGGCCAACAAACUCAAGACCAUCGUAGAUCAGUACGAGCUCAGAGAGCAGAGUUUAGAGAAGAUCUUCAAGAACCGAGAUCUACAGCAGAAACUGUCCGAUGCCAAACUGGAAGAAGCCAACAUGCUACUUAAGGAAGCCGAAGAGAAGCACAAGAGAGAGAAGGAAUAUUUGCUUAAAGAGGCAAUUGAAAAAACAAAGAAAUGCUACGCAAUGAGGGAGCAGGAGUUACAGAUGAAGAAACAGCUUGUGUUGUACUCCCAGAAGUUUGACGAAUUCCAGGGUACACUGGCAAAAAGCAAUGAAAUUUAUGCCACUUUCAAACAACAGAUGGAUAAGAUGACAAAGAAGAUGACAAAGCUGGAAAAGGAGUCAAAUACAUGGAAGACACGGUUUGAAAGCUGCAACAAAGCUCUUGUUGAUAUGAUAGAAGAGAGAUCUGAAAAGGCAAAAGAGUUUGAGCUCUUCACUUUGAAGAUUGAUCGUUUGGAGACUUUGUGCCAAGCCUUGCAGGAUGAGAGAAAAGUCCUGUACAGCAAGAUUAAAGAAAUCCGUUUUCCAGAUCAGGCCGACCCAGCACCUGCCUUGGACACGCCUCAAGAAGAUGAGUUUCCAGAGCUUGUCCAACCUUCUAUGCCAGCUCCAAAUCCUUCUCUGACCGCUGAGAUGGAGAGAUUGCGAGAGGAGCAGACCCGCCUGCAGGAGUUUGCAGCCUCCUUGGUGACUCCCAUAACAGAUGACAUUGGGGAAUCGGACAGUGAGGAAGAGGAGGUAUCCGAGUCUCAACAAGAGAUCCCAGCAAUUCCUGAGGUCCCCCAACCUGAGUCCACCAAUCAAGCAGAUAAAUCGGUAUUCAUACAAGAGGAAACUUCUACCACUGAGGAAAACAAACCACAAGAUGUUGGAGUAAAUGAAGACAAGCCUUUGCCCACAGAGCUUGAACCAGCCCAAACUGAGACAGAAUCCAAACCUCCUCAAGAGCCUCCACAACCAGAGAUCACAGAACAACAGACAGGAAAACAAGAGCCAGCCCAAGAGGAACCAAGCCAAGAACAAGUGGUAAAAAUAGAACCAGUCAAACAAGAGACCGUCAAACAAGAAUCUACUAAGCCAGAGCCUGUCAUAAAAGAAGAGGCAGUACAAGAAGAGAACAAAUUUGAAGCUGUUAAAUCUGAGCUACCUGAAGCAGACUCACCCAAACAAGAGCCCCUCAAAGAGGAGGAUGUUCAGAAAGAGGAAGCUGCUGAGGCACAAGCAGCAAAACCUAAAGCCCCAAAAUCUCAAGAGGUCAAACCAAAGGCCAGCAAACCCCAGCCUAAAAAACAAGGUCCUGCCAAGAAGAAAGGUUCUGCUAAGGGUGUGAAGAAAAGCUAAGCCAAAUCAUACAUACUAGGUGCACCAUAUAGAAUUUUCUAUAUUUUCUAAAUCCGUUUGUUUUAAUGUAGUUGGGGUGUUUUGCUGUUAACAAGUUGCAUUUAGAAGAUGACAGACUGGUCAUAAGCCACUUUCCUUUAAGAAAGUUUACUUUAAGAAUCCUCUUGGCUAUCUUUGCAUAGCUUUCUGAAUGUAGUAUGGACUUUUUCAAAUUGCACUACAUUUCCCUGCCAUUAAAUAAAGGUCUACUUUCGACAGUCCUAAAGUGUACUUUUUCACAAAAUCAAAGACACAAGUUACAGUUAUAUGACGGCAAAUUACACUCCAUUUUUACCAUUUCAGUAGAAAAUGUUAGGGCUACGAAAAAGUGUUCUGGUUACUGGUUACCAGAGCAUUGCUAGGUGGUUGCUAGGGUGUUCUGGAUGAUUGUUUAUAGGCCAAAGAAAAAAAAACUAACCCAGCAAGUCUCUAUGGUAUUCCUUCUGCUCUCUAGAUACAGCUCAGCUCCCAUCUUUAAUGUCAGACCAGGUCCACAGUAAUCCUUGGUUUUUUUGUUUUUUUUUGCUACAUUUAUGACUCUCAUCCACACUGGAAUGGUGUUUUCCUCUACCAAAAAUGGAAUUUUUCUCUCCAUAACCACAUACUUGGAAAAUUAGUGCUUGAAGUGGGUGGGUACUCACCGGUACACAGUAUCUGCACUUCUGUAAAUUUGCCUACAGAGUUUUCUUUCUCAGAGUCUCCCGGGACGAUGUCAUUUCUUAAUUUAAUGUAAUGUCAGUGGAUGAAUUCAGUGCAACCCGCCAGUCACUUUUAUCUGCCCCUCUGACUGAUUUUGAGAAAUCCAAGCACUCUCUGUGCAAAACUCAGCGGUGAGUUUAACAACACUCAGCAGCGCGUACUACAGCAUCAGCGGUUGUCAAGAAUCUGCGUGUUUAAGCUUGUCUGGGCAUAGUUUAGUUACACUGCUCUCGAAAACAUGAACCAGCAAAUUUUAGGUGAGCACAUUUUAUUGCAUUUUACUCAAUCAAACAUAUUUAUGGAUAUUGCAUAGCCGCUAGGUGCAGACAAAACCACUGACCUAAACAAAAUCUGUCAACCCGAACCUUCAAAGUAAAUACACAGAAAAGUUUGCUUUUAUUCUCCAUUCUUCAAGUGUUAAACAUGCAUGUCAUCAGUUCAGGGUCUGUGGUGCUCGUUAAAAGUGAUAACGUGAAGCAUCACUGAACCUGCAUACAUGCAUAUCUGCUUGUGUUUAUUUACAGAUGUGUGUCAGCAUUCACAAUCCCAAACAUCAACAAAUCAGUUUGUUCUCUGUUUAUUAUGGUCAUCUGCACAAGUAUCUGGCUCUUGCACAAAUUCACAAUAUAUGCAGGACAAGGAAAACUUUAUUUUCCCCUCACUGAAUAGGAGGUUAAUAGAGAAAAAGAAAGAACAGACAUCGCUCUCUUUUUAGUUUUACAUUUAUUUUAUGUAAAAAGACAGUUCUACAUUAGAUUGCCAUUGUUUUCUUAUGUGGGUUGACAUUGUCAAAGAUACAGACUUUAGCAAAUCUAAAUAAGAUCUAAACAAUAAUCCUACUUUGGUAAACAUUGCUUUAACAAAUUAUGUUUUUAUAUUCAAAGUAAAUCAAAACCUGUUAGCCAUUUGAGGGUGUGAGGUCAUGUCUGUUCUUCAGCCAGAUCUUAAAAAUGUUAAUGAAGUCCCCUAUUUUAAUUUACAUAAAUACUUAUUAUUAACAGUAUUUUGUUUUCCAUGUUUAACAUGUUAGUUACAAUGAAAGUGUUAGGAAAGAUAAAUACGAUCUGGAUAUUAUCUUGCCCCUGCAACAAAGUAGUUGAAGAGCCCUCCCAUAUAGUAUAAACCGCCAAAUGUAUUUUUUGUCAAAUGUUUUUAUUUUUAAAGGUGCACUCGGUAAUUUUUUCCCUCAUUUAAACAGUUUUACUUCUAAAGAAACAUAUAUUGAAACAUAUGUAUGAAAUCUUGAUCACUCAUGUGAGAUGAAGAGUUUAGUCAUAUCAGUAACUAUUGAUGGGUCGUUCAUGGGUCGUUCAAUCAUUUUGAACGAAUACUUUAUGUGACUCAGAAGAACGAGCAGUCACAGAGAGUGAUUUGUUCAUUUUGUGUUGGCUGUGCAUGCACAUUGCGCAACCUCUGUUCAUUUGUUAGGUGAAAAACGCAUAGUCACUGUACAGGGAACAGAAAUUAUUAGUUCACCUUUCAACUCUUUUGGUCCUAGUCGUUCAUUCUUUUGUCACGUGACAGCCGUAUACGCUUUGCUCACAC
Molecule: messenger RNA, 4512 nt
Organism: Myxocyprinus asiaticus (Chinese sucker)
Lineage: Eukaryota; Metazoa; Chordata; Actinopteri; Cypriniformes; Catostomidae
Product: beta-taxilin-like
Exons: 10
Coding region: 163-2229 (688 amino acids)
Molecular function (GO): syntaxin binding
Source: RefSeq, a predicted model, not a curated record